This is a messenger RNA of Paramuricea clavata, 399 nucleotides long. Lineage: Eukaryota; Metazoa; Cnidaria; Anthozoa; Malacalcyonacea; Plexauridae. The record is from the annotation of a GenBank genome assembly.
ACGAGUUACCAGUAUAAAAGUUUACGAAACGAUGAAGCUAACAUCAAUUUCGUACACGUUUCUCCUUUGAAAGGUGCCGUAGAAUCAAAAAGAUAUCUGAAACAACCAAUGCUUGUUAAAGCUCUACCAUUAUCUUCGUCGAGUAUAUACCUCGCAUGGAAAGGACCAAUAAACCAUCCUGGUGGUAUCAGAUAUAGGAUUUACUUAAAGAAAGAAUCACAAACAUUUCAACAGCAUAAAGAUAUCGCAGGAGCAGAAGCCAUUGUGGAUGGUCUUGAAGCAAACGUGAUGUAUGAAGUUUGUGUGAGAGUCGUGGACAAACAUUAUAAAACAGCAAGAAGCAGUUGUGAUGAUGUCGCUGUGAUUACUACACCUGCACAACUAGGUAAAUAUUACUGA